This is a messenger RNA of Cebus imitator (Panamanian white-faced capuchin), 2412 nucleotides long. RefSeq names its product forkhead box D1 (gene FOXD1). Bases 11 to 1417 code for a protein of 468 amino acids. The transcript is spliced from 2 exons. The record is from RefSeq and is a predicted model, not a curated record. Gene Ontology annotation, biological process: anatomical structure morphogenesis; cell differentiation; regulation of transcription by RNA polymerase II. NCBI's taxonomy places the organism in Eukaryota, Metazoa, Chordata, Mammalia, Primates, Cebidae. Gene Ontology annotation, molecular function: DNA-binding transcription factor activity, RNA polymerase II-specific; RNA polymerase II cis-regulatory region sequence-specific DNA binding.
CACCACAGCUAUGACCCUGAGCACGGAGAUGUCCGAUGCCUCCGGCCUCGCGGAGGAGACAGACAUCGACGUGGUGGGGGAGGGCGAGGACGAAGACGACGAGGAAGAGGAGGACGACGACGAGGGCGGUGGUGGCGGGCCCCGGCUGUCUGUACCCGCGCAGCGGCGGCGGCGGCGCUCGUACGCCGGGGAGGACGAGCUGGAGGACCUGGAGGAAGAGGACGACGACGAUGACAUCCUGCUGGCCCCGCCUGCUGGAGGGUCCCCGGCGCCCCCGGGUCCGGCCCCGGCGGCGGGGGCGGGAGCCGGUGGGGGCGGCGGCGCGGGCGCGGGCGGCGGCGGUGGCGGCAGCGGCGGGAGCGCGGGUAGCGGCGCCAAGAACCCGCUGGUGAAGCCGCCCUACUCGUACAUUGCGCUCAUCACCAUGGCCAUCCUGCAGAGCCCCAAGAAGCGGCUGACGCUGAGCGAGAUCUGCGAGUUCAUCAGCGGCCGCUUCCCCUACUACCGGGAGAAGUUCCCCGCCUGGCAGAACAGCAUCCGCCACAACCUCUCGCUCAACGACUGCUUCGUCAAGAUCCCCCGCGAACCCGGCAACCCGGGCAAGGGCAACUACUGGACGCUGGACCCCGAGUCCGCCGACAUGUUCGACAACGGCAGCUUCCUGCGCCGGAGGAAGCGCUUCAAGCGGCAGCCGCUCCUCCCGCCCAACGCCGCUGCCGCCGAGUCGCUGCUGCUGCGCGGCGCGGGAGCCGCAGGGGGCGCGGGCGACCCGGCCGCCGCCGCAGCACUCUUCCCGCCCGCGCCGCCGCCGCCCCCGCAUGCCUAUGGCUACGGCCCCUACGGCUGCGGCUACGGCCUGCAGCUGCCGCCCUACGCGCCGCCCUCGGCCCUCUUCGCCGCCGCCGCAGCCGCGGCCGCCGCCGCCGCCUUCCAUCCGCACUCGCCCCCGCCGCCUCCGCCACCGCAUGGCGCGGCCGCCGAGCUGGCCCGGACAGCCUUCGGCUACCGGCCGCACCCGCUCGGCGCCGCCCUGCCCGGCCCCCUGCCGGCCUCCGCGGCCAAGGCAGGCGGCCCGGGCGCCUCAGCGCUGGCGCGGUCGCCCUUCUCCAUCGAGAGCAUCAUCGGGGGCAGCCUGGGCCCGGCCGCCGCUGCCGCCGCCGCUGCGCAAGCCGCCGCAGCCGCUCAGGCUUCGCCCUCGCCCUCGCCGGUGGCGGCGCCGCCCGCGCCCGGAUCCGGCGGAGGAGGCUGCGCGGCGCAGGCGGCCGUGGGCCCGGCAGCCGCGCUCACCCGCUCCCUCGUGGCCGCCGCGGCCGCCGCUGCCUCCUCCGUCUCCUCGUCCGCUGCCCUGGGGACUCUGCACCAAGGGACUGCCCUGUCCAGUGUCGAGAACUUUACUGCUAGGAUUUCCAAUUGUUAAUAACGCUAUGUUAGCCUGCUCGAGGAAGAAGGGAGAAAACGGACUUUCACGGGUUCAAAUGAAGCUGUUUGUUCCCCCCCUUGUGAAAUGUUUCAAGGAGGUUAAACCUUCUUACCUUCAAACUUCCCACUAACUCUAUAGAUACAAAUUAAAAUACUGUUAGAGCAAAAUUUUAUAUAGAAAGUUACUUUUACUCUAGCCUGGCUAAAAGAGAGGAGUCAUUGACCCCGAGAACGUCCGGACCCCACGCACCGCCUCGGGUGGAGAGGCGUUGGCAGGCGGAAUCCAAAAGGCACAGACACUGCUGGAGCGCCUGGUGGCCUUCUGUAACGCACGCAUCUGAAAUUUAGAUCUGAAAAUAAUUACGAGGAGAGACAGCCAGAACAAAACCGUGUGUAUUUUUAAUUUUUGCCCGAUGCUUGGAUGUCCCGAAAGCAGGGAAUCCUGGUUAAUCUUGUCUCCUCGUUCCUAUUCUCACGUCUUCAAAAGUGCUGGGAUAGGCCCCACAUCUGGGGGUAUCAGUGCAUUUAAGAGAAUGGCAAGAAGGCACUGGGCAAUCCAGGCCUCGCUCCAGGUCCCGGGGUUGGGGUCCCACUUUACGUGCCCCCACUGGAGACCGCAAGCCUGUUUUCAAACAGGUGGAGAGCAGCGUCAGCCCAGAGUUAAAGGAACGUGCAAAUCCAAGUCGCCUGGAUUCCGAGUGUUGCGUCCCGCCGCUCAGCUCCCCACCCUCUGGGUUUGGGGUUCCGCUCUAGGCCGUGGCCACCCUGCGGGCUUGCUCACCAGGAGGUUGAGACGGGGAAGCAGGGCCGCGGGUCGGGUCGGGUAUGAGCUGCGAGAGGUGUGGACCGCAGGCCAGGCGAGGGACGAGUGGGCCGAGGACCCUGGACAGGCUAGACAGGAGCGCGGGGCGAGCCCUGUCAGGCCGCGCCGGCGAGCAGGUGCUGGAACAAAGGCCGCCGGGCUACCGCGGCCUUUGAUGGGCAAGGACGUCU